AUGAGUAAAAGAACCAAAAAUAUCAGAUUGAGUAAUGGUUUAGCAUCACCUUCACCAGCUCAAAGAUUGUCAGGAAGUGGUAUUAAUAAUAUACAAUCAAGAACCAGCAGUACUAGAAAUACCGAAUUUCAAUCAAAUGAGGAACUACUUGAAGAACAAAAGCAAGAAAUAUUUGAAGCCUUUACCUUGUUUGACAUGAACAAUGACGGAUACAUAGAUUAUCAUGAAAUGAAAGUAGCGUUUAGAGCGUUAGGAUUUGAUUUAGAUAAGAGACAGUUGUUAGAAAUUUUGGAUAAAUAUGAUGAAGAUGGUUCUAGGCUAAUAAAAUACGAAAAUUUUUUUAAAGUAGCUGCUGAAAAAAUACUUGAGAGAGAUCCAAUAGAGGAAAUUAGAAGAGCAUUUAAACUAUUUGAUGAUGAUAAUACUGGAAAAAUAACUUUUCAUAAUUUAAAAAGGGUUGCUAAAGAGCUAGGGGAAAAUUUAACUGAUGAUGAAUUGAGAGCGAUGAUUGAUGAAUUUGAUUUAGAUAAUGAUGGUGCUAUUAAUGAAGAAGAAUUUAUUGCUUUAUGUACAGAAUAA
Molecule: messenger RNA, 579 nt
Organism: Saccharomycodes ludwigii
Lineage: Eukaryota; Fungi; Ascomycota; Saccharomycetes; Saccharomycodales; Saccharomycodaceae
Gene: CDC31
Product: centrin
Exons: 1
Coding region: 1-579 (192 amino acids)
Biological process (GO): spindle pole body duplication
Cellular component (GO): microtubule organizing center
Molecular function (GO): calcium ion binding; microtubule binding
Source: RefSeq, a predicted model, not a curated record